Molecule: messenger RNA, 1629 nt
Organism: Pedinophyceae sp. YPF-701
Lineage: Eukaryota; Viridiplantae; Chlorophyta; Pedinophyceae
Source: the annotation of a GenBank genome assembly
AUGAGCCACGGCGGCGAAACGGGAAUGCAGAAUGAUCUCGAGCUGCAGGCUCUCGUCAGGGGCCGGAGGAGCCCUGGAACCGCCGCGGGGGACGCCUCUUCAACUGCGGUGGGCACAGACUGGCCUCAAAUCCGGCGCCUGUACGCCAUCGCGAUGGCAUGCGCGGUCGCGGCGUCGAUUUACGCGGAUCAGAACUUGACGGCGCCGAACUUGUCGGCUAUCGCCGCAGAUCUGGGCCUUGACGAGCAGGAACGCGACACCAAGCUCGCAGGGUGGGUCUCAGCAGGCUUCUUUGCCAUCGGCGCUCCUGCAGCGCUGUGUGUGGGCUGGCUCGACAGCCGCGUCCGGAGCAGGGUCCAGAUGCUGUUCAUCAUGGUCCUGAUCGGGGAGGGCCCGCUCAUCCUCACAGCAUGGGUCACCAGGUUCUGGCAGUUCUUCGUCCUCAGGCUGAUGACCGGGCUCGCCGUCGGCGGGUGCUUCCCACUCGCCUUCAGCCUCCUGUCCGACCUGGUCCCCGCACAGCACCGCCCGCUGGCGUCCUCCGCCGUGCAACUCUCCACUGGCGCAGGCCUCGCCGUCGGGCAGGCUAUCGCGGGCUUCCUCGGCCCCUGGGUCGGCUGGCGCGUGCCCUUUGUCGUCGUGGGCAUUCCGUCUGUCGCCCUGGCGGCGCUGAUGCUCCUCACGGUGCGCGAGCCUGCGCGCGGAGCCGUGGAGCCCUGCGUGCAGGAGGCGCGCAAGCGCGGCCUGGGCGAGUACCGAGAGAAAGCGACAGCGGCCCGCGCACUGCGAUGUUGCACGGUGCCGUCAAACGCGCUGUGCGUGCUGCAGGGCAUCCCCGGGUCGCUCCCCUGGGGCGUCAUCCUCGUGUACCUCGCGGACUACCUCGCGGUCGACAAGGGCCUCGGCGUUCAGCAAGCGACGAUCGUCCUCCUGACAUUCGGGGUCGGAGGUGCCUGCGGAAUGCUUCUCGGCGGCGUCGGCGGCCGGGCCGCGUACUGCCGUCGCAAGGAGCUGCUUCCGGCCAUGAUGGGUCUGUCCGCGAUGUGCGGGACCCUCCCGGUGCUGUGCCUGAUCAACGGCGACCUCGGAGGCGCUGCGGUGUGGCGUGUGGGGCUGGCGGCGGUGGCCGGGGCGGUCGCCGGCGUGCCCGGGCCCGGAGUGCGCGCCGUCGUCAUGAACGUCAACGAGCCGGAGCUGCGGGGGGUCGCGAUGGCGCUACAGAGCACCGCGGAUGACGUCGGCAAGGGGUUUGGGCCCGCGAUGGUCGCCGUGCUGGUGAGCGGCCUGGGACGCAGGGCCGCGUUCAACUUCGCGGUGUUGGGCUGGGUGCCGUGCGGGCUCAUGAUGCUGAGCGUCGCGUGCUACUUUCGGCGCGACGAAGCAGCGAUGGAGGCACGCAUGGUGGCCAACCAGGCGGCGCGGCUGGCGGGCGGCGCGGGGGACGCUGGCGACGUGCAGCUUGGCAGCGAGCGCUCCGGCGGCGGUCCGGGGUCGCCGCUGAACUCCGCGGGGUCGGUGCGCAGCAGUGGCAGCGGGGGCGCGGUGGGGCUGGUCGGUGGUGGUGGGCCUGCCCGCGGCGGCGUGAGGGUGCGGUCCGGGGGCAGGGGCGGACAGAAGGUACCAGGCUGA